CUUAUGGAUGUUCAUUCAUCCCUCUCGUCGGAAGACAUUAAAGGGUAAUGCCUGUAUGUCAAAAGGACGAGGAAGAGUUGAGUCGUGAACUUGUACGAAUAUUGAGUAAUGCAUCUCACAUUUCCCCUCAUAGGGGCAAGAAACUCAUAAUGUAUUUGAUUCAUGCAUGGCCCAAAUUUAUGGUAAGUAACUGUUGCCUGUUGGUAAUCAUACAAAGCCCACUAUAUAACGUCGAUAUCUCGCUUCCUUUCCUUUAUCCCAUCAUCAUUAUCCCCUCGUUGCAAGACUCAAGUAUAGAGUGCAAUCCUUCCCUCCACUCAAAACAUGACAACCAUGGCUGCUUCUCUACUAGCCCUAAUAAUAACAAUCAUCAUCUGCUGCAACGUAACCGCGGCAGCGCAUAAUCAACCCGGCGGCGGAUUCAGCGUACACUUGAUCCACCGUGACUCCGCGAGUUCCCCCUUGUACAAUCCUAACGAAACGCCAACUCAACGAGUCGGAAACGCUCUCAAGCGCUCUAUCAACCGCCUCCACCGUUUCGCUCCAUCAUCACUACCCUACUCCGACGUCACUGCAAGCAAUGGCGAAUACCUGAUGAACAUCUCCAUCGGGACGCCGCCGUUUCCCAUUCUGGCGGUCGCGGACACGGGCAGCGACGUCGUUUGGACUCAGUGCAAGCCUUGCUCCAGCUGUUACGACCAGGACGCACCAAUCUUCGACCCGUCCGCGUCUAGCUCCUACAAAACGGUGCCGUGCUCGUCCAACGCUUGCUCUUCCCUGCAGGCUGAAGGAGCCUAUUGCUCCUCCACCGACGCCGUUUGUAAUUACAAGGUCGGAUACGGAGACCGAUCCCACACCUACGGUGAUCUGGCUCUCGACACUUUGACCAUGGGCUCCACCGCGGGUCGUGACGUGGCAUUCCCCAAGACUCUCAUUGGCUGCGGCCACGACAACGCUGGCACGUUCAACCGCAAUGGGUCGGGUAUUGUUGGACUCGGAGGCGGGUCGGCUUCUCUGGUGACCCAGCUCGGCUCUUCUAUAGGCGGGAAGUUCUCCUAUUGUCUGGUCCCAUUCGGCUCCGAUAAUGGGUUGACCAGCAGCAUGAACUUUGGUCAAAAUGCCGUCGUUUCGGGUGCCGUAUCGACUCAGUUGUUCUCCCAUGUGUCACAGCCCACUUUCUACUUCCUCAAACUGGAAGCCGUGACCGUUGGAAAGGAGAGGUUGGCAUUUGGAGGAUCUUCUGUCGUCGAUGGUGAAGAAGGGAACAUCAUUAUCGAUUCCGGGACGACGGUUACUCUCGUCCCUUCCGAUUUCUUAGCGCAGCUUUCGGAUGCGGUGGACAGCCAAGUCGUCGGCGGGGAGAAAGCGAGGGACCCACAAGACUUCUUGAGCCUUUGCUACGUGGGGGACUACUCCCGUCUCCAAGUCCCUCCGAUCACGUUUCACUUUCAGGGUGCUGACGUGGAGCUGACUCGUGACAACGCUUUCGUUCAGGUCAGCGAUACGGUGACGUGUCUGGCUUUCUACGGGAGCGACGAUGCAUCCAUUUACGGCAACGUGGCGCAGCAGAACUUCCUCAUUGGCUACGAUCUUCAGAAGCGGACUGUGUCAUUCCAGCCCACUGAUUGCGCAAAGAACUGAUCAUUAGUGAAUUAUUUUAUAGUUAAUUAAAUUUGCAGUUCACAAUCAUUUUCUGUACUGAUCGAUCGGAUUGUUUACUUUUAAUUGUUGGGGAUUUGUCAUGAACUAUUUUACUUUUCAAUUAUCAUUCUGGCGGAUUGAUAAAUCUUCUCCUCUGUUUUUUUUUUUUUGGUACACAAGUAAUUUGAUUAACUACAUAAAUGAAAGGAUCCUCAUGUGAUCAUGCAUAAGUAAAAUAUCUAUUAUACCAAGCACUGCAUGGACACACACAUAUAUAUAGGUGUUUGGUUCUUGGGUUAUUUACUUAUUUUACAUGAUGAAAACAACUUUAUAUUGAUGAAUGUGGUCACAGUCCGUGAUGCACAUCAACAAAUAUAAGAUGGAUAACGAUCCCCUUUGGGCAUUUUAAAUUCUCUGUAAUGGGAGUCUUUGACGGAGGGGUAUAAAAUUAAAGGACUUUGUCCUGAUUAAUUUAUCAAUGCAUUACUAGCAGUAGCACAGGGCAAUGUUCAUUGGCCGGAAGGGUUUGAUAUUUUCACAUGAAUAUACUCAACUUUGAAAUACAUGUGUUACGUGAAUAAUUCAUUCCCAAAAAGUUAUUCUGGACCCUUUUCCUAUAAUGUUAUGGGCCACAUAUUUUACAAUUAUAUGAGCUAUUUGGUUAUGUGGGCUAAUUGAAAGUGAUUCAAAUCAGGAGCCCAAAGAUGUCUUGGAUUGAUAUGAGCCUAAAUAGAUGGAAACUCAAUACUUAUUCACCUUGGGAUUUAUGGGAGCACACAGUGACUAGUAAAUAAAGGAGUUGAGGUCGUGGUCCCCAAUACACCAAGACCAAAAUAUUCUCGUCUUCUCCCCAUCAGGAAGACAGAGCUCUCCCGUAAAGGAACUAUGGAGGCUUGGUUGAGGAAGGUCACAGUACCUCCUGGAUCGUGCUCUAGGAGUAUCAUCCAGUUCCAGAUCAUCUUUCAGAUUCCGCAUCAAGUUCUUGGCGAUCAUUCGACACGGAUCCAAGUAUUCCUAGUAUUAACCUUUGAUAAUCUUACAAGAUGAAUUUUCGGGGAAUUGCAUAUGUUAUACUAUAUUUUCUUUCAAGUGGUGUAAGUUUAUUAUUUUAUUUGAAAAGUUGUACAUGAAUAAUUGAGGAAAGUAUUUGAAGUACUUUAUUCAUGGAGUUAGAAAAUGCCCAACAACGUAUAGAAAACAUGUUAAAUAGAAUACAUGUAUACCUUGGGGAGUUCUACGGUACCCUGGUUGAAAUCCAGGGUACCGCAUAAGUUGAGUAAGAAAAUGGUAUCCAAAAUUUGAAUUGAUUGAUUUUUCUGACAUGAUACUAUACUCUGUACUGCUCCAGUGCUCCUAGUAGGGUCAAAUUUGUAGGAAAUUUUGGUGUUCGAUUGUUUCAUUUAAGGAAAAGGUAGCCUUUUGCCAUGUGUGGUUCGAGAAGGCCUUCGAAAGUCCUGUGAUGGUGCUCGAUCUCAAGAGGUUGUGCGCACUUCUUUGGUUUCGCUAGGGAGAGCGAAAAAACCAUUGGUUCAAUCGAUCGAAGCUUGAAGAAGACGAUAUUCACUCAGAAGAUCGCCUAUUGGAUGGAUAACUACCUCCAUGCCCAAAGCUGAGCUGAUUGGACUUGCAUGUUCCAUCUGUCUGCUGUAACAGCUGGAUCAAGGCUCCAAGCAGUUCCUUCAAACUGAAUUUUGAUGGUGGAUUGCUUGUCGAUGAGGGAUUUUUCUGGGGGGGAGUGGUUUGUGCUAACAAAGGAAACUUCUUGUUUUGUUUUACAUCGAAGGAGAAAGGAAUAUGUGGUGCGGAAGAAGCGGAGUUGAGGACUAUAUAUGAUUUAACAUGUUCAAGAGACGGCGACAAGAGGAAUUCGGUUGUUGACAAAAUUGAAGAAUAUUGUAGGGAGCUCGUUGACACGCUAUGACACAACACCUAACAAUGGCCAAGUGUAACCAAUGAAAGGGACUGCAGUAU
This is a messenger RNA of Linum trigynum, 3612 nucleotides long. Lineage: Eukaryota; Viridiplantae; Streptophyta; Magnoliopsida; Malpighiales; Linaceae. The record is from the annotation of a GenBank genome assembly.